Messenger RNA from Drosophila melanogaster (fruit fly), 2123 nucleotides. RefSeq names its product transmembrane 4 superfamily (gene TM4SF). The record is from RefSeq and is marked reviewed. NCBI's taxonomy places the organism in Eukaryota, Metazoa, Arthropoda, Insecta, Diptera, Drosophilidae. Gene Ontology annotation, cellular component: membrane. The transcript has 4 exons. Bases 387 to 572 code for a protein of 61 amino acids.
GUCAGACCGUCGAAUGCGUAUUUUCGACUGCGGACGAUUUCGAGUCGCUCGGAGUUAACGUUAACUGUUAUUUUUAGUUAAAAAUUGCAUCCGAUCAGUCGGGAACGCGAGUUGAGGCCCGCGACUAUGUGGUGUUUAAAGACAGGCAUCCGCAAGAUAGGAAUCUGAAUCGGAAUCUAUAUCUGAAACUGAAUCCGGAGAUUCGGCCCAAGAACUCCAGCUCCAGAUCGAAAGUCCACACACACGCACACCAGCACCAAUACCCAUACCAUACCCAUACCCACGGCGACAUAUGCACACAAUCGCAGUCGGAUUCGGUUUAUUAACGGUAGUUCAGUGAUUGCGGGAAAGGGACAGCGAGCGAGCAGCGAGGAUAACGGGAAAGGAUGGCAUUGCCGAAGAAAAUUAAAUGUUUUAAGUAUUUGGUUUACAGUUAUGUGGUGCUCCUAGCGGUAAGUUGCAUUGCUGUGCGCCCAAACGGGGCCACAACUACAUGCUUGUCAAAUUACAUAAGCCUACAUUGUACUCACACUCGAAUGUAUUGUAUGUAUGUACGUAUUUAUGUAUGUUGAUUGUUUGUGGGUCGCGAAGAUUUCCAGAUUUUCAUAUUUGCAUAUUUCAAAAGACAUCAAUGAAAGAGACACCCAAAUACACCCUUUUGUCUCGACAAACGGAGUUAAUUAGUUUCUGAAAGUAAGUCAAUUCUACCCAUGUAGAUAACACUAUUGAUACACACCCGCCAGUGCAUUUCUACAUCAGUAACAUACAUCGUACACAAAUCAUACAUCGCUGGCAGGAUAAUGCCUUGCGUUCGUUCUGGUCCCGACUUGCGGCGACCUUGAGCUACUUAAAGCUGCGCUAAGUACAUAGGCACAAGUAUACACAUGCGUGCACAUGGGGCUCCUUGGCAUGUGACGUCAAAAGGGAGUAGGCCCCAUUGCCACAGUAUCCAUGGUGUAUACUACGUGGUGCAGGGCGCAUCCCGAAUACACACGGUGCAGCUGAGGCCGCGUCCAAGGACACCCAGAGUGCGGGGCCUUGAGAUGAAAAUCAGCAGGCAGUGAUAAGAGCAGCGCCCGUAAUCCUCAUCCGUAUCCUUAUCUCUACUCCCUUGCAGCUGACUGGAGCUGCGCAGAUCUUCCUGGGCACAUCCCUGCUCUGGGGUCACUCGGUCUACUAUGGAAUUGUGCAGAACAAGCUGUGGGCUCCGGCCGCGAUCCUGCUUUGCCUGGGACCCGUCACCUUCAUCCUCUGCUGGAUGGGCUGCCAGGCCACCAAUCAACGCAAGCGAUGCCUGCUGGGAAUGUUUGCCGCCCUUUUGGUUGCCUGCAUCUGUGUUCAGUUCAUCAUCUGCGGCUGGUCGCUGGCCAUGAGGGAGAACCUGCCCACUUCCGUGGAGAUCUUCAUCGACGACUCCUUUGUCGAGUUCUUAGACAAGUUUUCGCGCACCAAGGUGGAUAACCUACAUCUGUGGAAUAGGAUGCAGUCGCAGUUGCAAUGCUGCGGCGUCGACGGACCUCUCGAUUACCGCCGACUUUCGCUGCCCUGGUCCUGCUGCUCGCGCCCGGAGCACGCCUACGAGUCAGCAUGUGAUACCCACUACAAGCGCGGAUGCCUGGCCGUCGUAUCGGAGCAGAUCAGGAACCGCCUGCUGAUCACCGCCUUCGGAGCUGCCAUCAUAGCCAUAUUCCAGAGCCUGGGAAUCUUCUGUGCUGUCCACCUGACCAUUCUGUUCGGCAAGAACGACAACACCCAUCCCAUGAACAUGAACCGGAAAAAGAAGCAGCAGCAGUUCUUGCCCCUGACCAUACAGGACAAGAGGCACGACAUGCCCUCGCCCAUCAAUCUAUCCCCUUCAGCACCCGGGCAGCGGGUUUUAAAAACUGCUCUGCCCUCGGCCAUGCACAAAUGACAGACGAUUAGCUUUUAAGGAUGCAAAAAUUUAUGGAAACUCCAAAGAAAAAGUAUAAAAAAAAUGUUGUAAACUGAGAUGGAAUGAAUAUAACUGUGACCCUCAAUGUUACGUUAUGGUAAUUUUAAACAAUUUAACGUUCGAGAAAAGAAACAACAUUUGAAUUUGGAUUAACUCUCCAGUAGUUUAAUUAAAGCUUAAAAACAAUUGG